AUGGCGUCCUAUUAUAAUAAUCCAAAACAAUCUAUCUACUCUCUUGCGAAAGCGUACGACGUGCCAAAAUCGACGCUCCAGACACGCCUCCGCGGUAUCCAGCCACGAUCAGAGGUUCCGUCUGCUAGGCGUAAGCUAUCACCUGUCGAAGAGCAGUCUCUUGUUCAG
This is a messenger RNA of Bipolaris sorokiniana ND90Pr, 168 nucleotides long. RefSeq lists its product as uncharacterized. Gene Ontology annotation, molecular function: DNA binding. The record is from RefSeq and is a predicted model, not a curated record. NCBI's taxonomy places the organism in Eukaryota, Fungi, Ascomycota, Dothideomycetes, Pleosporales, Pleosporaceae. The transcript has a single exon. The annotation marks the transcript as partial.